GCCAUUUCCAGCGGUUGCGGGUUCUCACGGGUUGAUAUCACCCGGGACCAUGAGCUAUGACUACCAUCAGAACUGGGGCCGCGAUGGGGCGCCUCGCGGCUCCGGCGGAGGCUAUGGAGGAGGUUAUGGUGGGAGUCAUGGCGGAGGUCGUGGAGGAAACCGAGGCUCUGGCGGCGGCGGCGGUGGUGGUCGCGGCGGUCGGGGCCGACAUCCCGGGCACCUGAAAGGCCGCGAAAUCGGCUUAUGGUACGCGAAGAAACAGGGGCAGAAGAACAAGGACGCCGAAAGGCAGGAGAGAGCUGUAGUACACAUGGAUGAACGCCGAGAAGAGCAGAUUGUGCAGCUACUCCAUUCUGUCCAAGCUAAGAAUGAUAAAGAUUCAGAGGCACAGAUAUCCUGGUUUGCUCCUGAAGAUCACGGGUAUGGUACUGAAGCUCCUUCUAAGAACAAACCAAACUCAGAGAAAAAACUUGAGGAACAUGAAAAAAAACUAAUAAAUCAAGAAAAGAGGACAUUUAGAAUCAGGGACAAAUAUAUUGACCGAGAUUCAGAGUAUCUGUUACAAGAAAAUGAACCAGAUGUAACCUUAGACCAACAAUUACUGGAAGAUUUACAGAAGAAAAAAACUGACCUUCGAUAUAUUGAAAUGCAGCACUUCAGAGAAAAGCUGCCCUCAUAUGGAAUGCAAAAGGAAUUGGUGAAUAUGAUUGAUAAUCAUCAAGUGACAGUAAUCAGUGGUGAAACUGGUUGUGGAAAAACCACUCAAGUUACUCAGUUCAUUUUGGAUAACUACAUUGAAAGAGGGAAAGGAUCUACGUGCCGGAUAGUUUGUACUCAGCCAAGAAGAAUUAGUGCCAUUUCAGUUGCAGAGAGAGUAGCUGCAGAAAGGGCAGAAUCUUGUGGCAAUGGUAAUAGCACUGGAUACCAAAUUCGUCUUCAAAGUCGGUUGCCAAGGAAACAGGGUUCAAUCUUAUAUUGUACCACAGGAAUUAUCCUCCAGUGGCUUCAGUCAGACCCGCAUUUGUCUAGUGUUAGUCAUAUUGUGCUUGAUGAAAUCCAUGAGAGAAAUCUACAGUCAGAUGUUUUGAUGACUGUGAUUAAAGAUCUGCUCAAUUCCCGACCUGACCUGAAAGUAAUAUUGAUGAGUGCAACCUUGAAUGCUGAGAAAUUUUCAGAAUAUUUUGGUAACUGUCCAAUGAUACACAUACCUGGUUUUACUUUUCCUGUUGUGGAGUAUCUUUUGGAAGAUAUAAUUGAAAAAAUAAGAUAUGUUCCAGAACAAAAAGAACACAGAUCCCAAUUUAAGAGAGGCUUCAUGCAAGGGCAUGUAAAUAGACAAGAGAAAGAAGAAAAAGAAGCAAUGUAUAAAGAACGUUGGCCCAAUUAUAUAAGAGAACUGCGAAGAAAAUAUUCUACAAGUACUGUAGAUAUCAUAGAAAUGAUGGAUGAUGAUAAAGUUGAUCUGAAUCUUAUUGCUGCUCUUAUUCGACACAUUGUUUUGGAAGAAGAGGACGGAGCAAUAUUGGUCUUUCUACCAGGCUGGGACAAUAUCAGCACUUUACAUGAUCUCCUGAUGUCACAAGUGAUGUUUAAAUCAGAUAAGUUUCUUAUUAUACCUUUACAUUCACUGAUGCCAACAGUUAACCAGACACAGGUAUUUAAAAGAACUCCUCCUGGUGUUCGGAAAAUAGUAAUUGCUACCAACAUUGCAGAGACUAGCAUUACUAUAGAUGACGUAGUAUAUGUGAUAGACGGAGGAAAAAUAAAGGAGACACAUUUUGACACACAGAACAACAUAAGUACAAUGUCUGCUGAAUGGGUUAGUAAUGCUAAUGCCAAACAAAGGAAAGGUCGAGCUGGAAGAGUUCAGCCUGGUCAUUGCUAUCAUCUGUAUAAUGGUCUUAGAGCAAGCCUUCUAGAUGACUAUCAGCUGCCAGAAAUUUUGAGAACUCCUUUGGAAGAACUUUGUUUACAAAUCAAGAUUUUAAGGCUAGGUGGAAUUGCUGAUUUUCUAAGUAGAUUAAUGGAUCCACCAUCAAACGAAGCAGUGUCACUCUCCAUAAAACAUCUUAUGGAACUGAAUGCUUUGGAUAAACAAGAAGAAUUGACACCUCUUGGAGUCCACUUAGCACGAUUACCAGUUGAGCCACAUAUUGGGAAAAUGAUUCUUUUUGGAGCUCUGUUCUGUUGCUUAGAUCCAGUACUCACCAUUGCUGCCAGUCUCAGUUUUAAAGAUCCCUUUGUUAUUCCACUGGGAAAAGAGAAGAUUGCAGAUGCAAGAAGAAAAGAGUUGGCAAAGGAUACUAAAAGUGACCACCUGACCGUCGUGAAUGCAUUUGCAGGUUGGGAAGAAGCCAGACAGCGUGGUUUCAGAUAUGAAAAAGAUUAUUGCUGGGAAUAUUUUCUCUCUUCAAACACACUGCAGAUGCUGCAUAACAUGAAAGGACAGUUUGCUGAGCAUCUUCUUGGCGCUGGAUUUGUAAGCAGUAGAAAUCCUAAAGAUCCAAAAUCUAAUAUAAAUUCAGAUAAUGAGAAGAUAAUUAAAGCUGUCAUUUGUGCUGGUUUAUAUCCCAAAGUUGCCAAAAUCCGACUAAAUUUGGGCAAAAAAAGAAAAAUGGUGAAAGUUUAUACAAAAACUGAUGGACUGGUUGCUAUUCAUCCUAAAUCUGUUAAUGUGGAGCAAACAGAAUUUCACUACAAUUGGCUUAUUUAUCACCUGAAGAUGAGAACAAGUAGUAUAUACUUAUAUGACUGCACAGAGGUUUCUCCAUACUGUCUCUUAUUCUUUGGCGGUGAUAUUUCCAUCCAGAAGGAUAAUGAUCAGGAAACGAUAGCUGUAGAUGAGUGGAUCAUCUUUCAGUCUCCAGCAAGAAUUGCUCAUCUUGUUAAGGAAUUAAGAAAGGAACUAGAUAUUCUUCUGCAAGAGAAGAUUGAAAGUCCCCAUCCUGUAGACUGGAAGGACACUAAAUCCAGAGACUGUGCAGUUCUGUCUGCUAUUACAGACUUAAUCAAAACACAGGAAAAAGCAACUCCCAGGAAUUUACCACCACGAUUCCAGGAUGGAUACUACAGCUGACAACUUUUCUGUGGUGGCCUGAACAGCCAGUUUAAUAGCCAUUUUUCAUCGCAGUUCAAGUUUUGGCUGGAUGCCAAACCCUGAAACAUGAAUAAUUUUCAUAUGCAAGGUAGAAAAUUUCAGUAGGUAGUAAAAACUUAAUGUGCAUGACUUAUCUGUAGCUGUUAUAUCAGUAAAAGAAAUAGGUUCCUGAUCAUAUACUUGGAUGUGUUGUACCACUUGACAAUUGCUUUGUUUUGUCAUAAAAAAUUUAAUUUUUCUGCCCCCAAUGACUUGACUAUCCACACAACCAGUAAAACUAGAUUGGUUAGCCAAAAAGGUGUGUCAGAAACAAAUUUGAACUUUUUUUCCAUUUUUGAAACAAAAUUUCUAUCAGAAUAAAGCCCAGUAUCUAAUAAAAUAUACAGUGUGUUAAUCUCAGCUAACUUUUGGCUUGGGUUCUAUAUUUCCACUGAUACCUUGGUUUAUUUGAUUUUUUUUUUUUUAUCUUUUUAGAAUAUAUUCUUCACAUCACCUUGUGUAACAUAAUGUAGCAAUUAAGGGGAUAAAAAAUAGCCUGAUAACUUAAAUUAAGAUGUCAGCUCUGUUCCUUGCUAGCUGUCUUCAGCAAGGUAAUUGGCUUCUUUUGUUUUCCCUUACCUAUAAAAUACAGGAAACAAUUGUGAGGAUUAAAUAGGUGAAUAUGUAAAGCACAUCGACUAGUGUUUGGCAGGUAGGAUGCACUAACUAAAUCUUAGGUAUUUGUCACUGAAAUUUUUAAAUAACAUUCCAUUAUACCGUUUUCCAGUCAAUGCUAUUUUGCUCUCUUACAAUGAAAGCUGGGGUGACAUGUGCUUUGUUUUUUUACCCAUAUCAGAUUGUGACAAAUACUAUUGCUAGUUGUCCAGCAGCCUUUUUGUCCUUCUCUUAUGUUUGUUCAAGUGGUCCCCUCCCAUGCAGCCUUUUUUGAACACACUUCCCCAUGGAUCAGCUAGAUUGUUACAAGCCAGUCAUACAUGGUCUUACUUCCCUUGAAAUACUUAUGAAGUGUGAGUAUGUGAAUCUGUCCUAGCCAGUGGCAAUUGAAGAGAUCUGAGAGGGAGCAUCUUUACAAAUAGAGGAGAACAUUUUUCUUUCUUUUAUCUUCACUGAGUCUGGUAUUGAGAACUGUAGCCAGUUUGAAUUCCAGGGAAUGUUGAGGUAGGGUCAAUAGAAAGUUGGAAAUCACCAGUUACUGGUUAUGUUAGUGAACUGCUGAUUCUCCAGCUCUAAAAUGGACUUAACUUGAUAGUUCAAAAAAAAUUAUUUUGGCCACUUUUAAUAGAAUAUUUUGUAUAAACUUGGAAGAAAACAACUGAAACACUAUCCAUCAUUGCUUGAGCCUGUUUUUCUACCAUUUACUCUAUGAUUGAACAGUUUGACAAAAGAUAUGAAAAGGGUAGUACUGGACAUACUGCAAUAUAAAAAAACCUGAUCCUAAAAAAUAUUUUACUGUGCCUUUAACUAAAAAUAAAGAAACCAAAGGAAGAGUAUCAUACAAUGGCUGGAAAUUCUUGAUAUUGUUGUGACCAUCUGUUAAGAGCACUGGUUCAGGUACUGCUCCCAUUUUGGGGAUAUCAGUCAUCCUAUCUAUCAGUGCCUUCCAAGGCUUGGGCUGUAGUCUGUGUCCAAAGUCUUGUUUCUUGGCUCAAUUCCCAAAAGUGAUGUCUCAUUGAAUUCUUCCAUUGAGUCCUAUCACAUGUUAUAGUUCAGUUUUGUCCCUAAAGUCAAGUGACAUUGGGUCCUAUUUGCACACUAAGAAUGUUUGUUUAAGAAUGUUUGUUUUCCUUGAGCUCUUCUUUUUUGGCUUUUAUUUUGUAGUUUAAAUUCAGUUGGCCAAAUGGUCUUGGAAGAAAGCAGUCAAAGAAUCUAUAAAUACAAGUUACCAGUUAAUUGGUUCCUUAUCUGCAAACCGUAUAGAUGGGGAAAUGAUUCCUGAAAAAUUGCUUAAUAGAUAAGCUAUUCAGUAAUUGUAGCAGUUACUAUCACCCCCAAUUUGUCUUCAGCUGGUUAGAUGAAAUUCUACUCACAACUGCCGUUUUUGUUCUGUUCUUUUGUUUAUAAAAUGUUACUGAGUGGAAACUCUAUUUCAGGUGUAAGAGCUAUUACAUUUUACUGGAUUUAAAGAAAAGACAUUAAGAAGGGAAAGUCUAUUUGCCUCUCCUUCCUGAGUGAUGCAGAGAAUAACUCUUGAAAAAUAAUUCUGAAACAGAAAGUUACGGGAAAAAAACAAACCCCUGAAUAAUCCUUAAAAGCAUCGGUGAGAAGUGAGUCCUAAUGUAUGAACGUGGUCAAAAGCUUUACUCUAUGACAUUUAGUUGUAAAUGGUUUUCCAUUCUUAUAUACUUAAAAAAAAAAUUCAUCCUAACAUUCAAAAUUUAUAUAAAAACUUUGGAAUUUAUUUUAGAGCCCACACACCCAAAGAGUGUGGUCACUUCUACUCUUCUACCAUUAUGUUUAUGUAUUUUUUUAAAUAAUCGUGACUGUUUGGUAUAAUCAUGUAUUUACAAUAUGCUAAAUGUUGUUAAAUGGUAUUUUUGUUCUGAUCAUACAUCUAGUAGAAUAUUUGGAAGUUGAACAUAUAAGAAAAGCAUGUUAUUACUUAUGUUUUGGUAUAUCCAUAUUUUUUUAAGCCUUAAGUUAUUUUAUAUAUAAUAAAAUUAGCCAAUUGAAGUGUAUAAUUCAGUGAAUUUUGUCAGAUGUAUAAAGUCAUGUAAUUGCUACCACCACCAUCUUCACAUUCCUAUCCUAAAAAUUUCCCAUAUCGUCAUUUGCAUUCAGUCCCCUCCCCGUACUUCUACCCACUGGCAACCACUGGUCUUGUGCCUAGUGUUGCCUUUUCUAGUAUUUCAAAUAAAUGAAACCAUAUGUA
This is a messenger RNA of Condylura cristata (star-nosed mole), 5966 nucleotides long. RefSeq names its product DEAH (Asp-Glu-Ala-His) box polypeptide 36 (gene DHX36). The record is from RefSeq and is a predicted model, not a curated record. The coding region runs from base 50 to 3076 and encodes 1008 amino acids. Lineage: Eukaryota; Metazoa; Chordata; Mammalia; Eulipotyphla; Talpidae. Gene Ontology annotation, molecular function: ATP binding; DNA helicase activity; G-quadruplex RNA binding. Gene Ontology annotation, cellular component: intracellular anatomical structure; cytoplasm; nucleus. The transcript is spliced from 25 exons.